Messenger RNA from Tachysurus vachellii, 1026 nucleotides. It is a transcript of the gene atp5pb, whose product is annotated as ATP synthase peripheral stalk-membrane subunit b. NCBI's taxonomy places the organism in Eukaryota, Metazoa, Chordata, Actinopteri, Siluriformes, Bagridae. The coding region runs from base 126 to 884 and encodes 252 amino acids. Gene Ontology annotation, molecular function: proton transmembrane transporter activity. The record is from RefSeq and is a predicted model, not a curated record. The transcript is spliced from 7 exons. Gene Ontology annotation, biological process: proton motive force-driven ATP synthesis.
UCGCGAUACCGUGUGUGAGAUUUCUGUAGCACCUUUUGCUCGUUGCAGAAGGGCACAGUGAGGCCGAGGACUGCCAGUGUCUGCUAAAGGAAACAUUUGGGUUAUUGCCCUUCCUUCGCCCAGAUAUGCUCUCCAGACUUGUAAUAGUUUCAGGCUCAGCCCUGAAAAACACUGGCUCCUUUGGGCCCUGUGUGGUCCAGGCAUCUCGUUGCCUCCACACGUCUCCUCAGAGCCUGGCACCUGUACCCCCUCUGCCAGAGAAGGGAGGAAAAGUUCGCCAUGGAAUUUUUCCAGAAGAGCUUUUCACGCUGCUGUACCCAAAGACUGGGGUCACGGGACCUUACAUGCUCGGCACUGGUCUGCUCCUGUACUUGCUCUCUAAGGAGAUCUAUGUCAUCAACAAUGAGACCAUCGCUGCUGCCUCCAUUGGUGCAGUGCUCAUUUAUGGUGUGAAGAAGUUUGGUCCCCAAGUGGCAGCUUUUGCAGACAAAUUGAACGAGGAGAAAGUGUCAAAGAUCCAGGAGGUGAAAGACCAGGCCAUGGGCAGCCUGACUGAAGCCAUGGAGCAAGAAAAGAAGGAGCAGUGGAGAGUGGAAGGAAGGAACAUGCUUUUUGAUGCCAAGAGGAACAAUGUGGCCAUGCUUCUGGAGACCAGCUACAGGGAGCGGCUUCACAUGGUCACCAACGAGGUGAAGAAGAGGCUCGAUUACCAGGUGGCACUUCAGGAGCUGCAGCACCGCAUGGAGCAUGAACACAUGGUCAACUGGGUGGAGCAGAAUGUCAUCAAGAGCCUCACACCACAACAGGAAAAGGAGAGUAUCGCUAAGUGCAUCUCAGAUCUGAAAGUACUGGCUAAAGCCACUCAGGCCAAAGCUACAGCAUAAGAUUCUGUUGAUGAAUCUCUCCGAAAUCCACAAUGGAGCCACCUGCUUUUCUUUAUGAAUAAACUGUUUUCUCGUGAAGAUGGUCUGAUCUUGUCCUUUAAGUGUACAUACACGUUAAAUAAAGUAUUUGGUUAUUCACUGA